Molecule: messenger RNA, 1008 nt
Organism: Arachis ipaensis
Lineage: Eukaryota; Viridiplantae; Streptophyta; Magnoliopsida; Fabales; Fabaceae
Source: RefSeq, a predicted model, not a curated record
AUGGAUGGGGAGGAGUGUUUUGUGGCUUUGGUGCAUUGCUCUGGAAAAAAAAAAAAUAAAAGGCACGGGGUUAAAUUUACACACAGGGAACCCCUUAGUGUUUUUAUUCGGUUGUCGAGUACGUUGGCAGAGAUAAAACAGAGCAUAUUACAGAAGUUUGGUGUGUGCAGGACCAAGUGGAUUAAAAAAUUGUUCUACAAGAUUUCCAUUGCCGUUGUGUCUGUCGGUGUGAAGUAUGAGAUGUUUGUCAUAGGGUUCGAUGAAGACUUGCAGGUCUUGUUUCACUGUCGGCGGAGUUUUUCGAAGGUUAGAAUUUCCGAGUUGUUUGCGAAGUUGGAAGAUGGCGUCGACAGUUUUGGGGCAUCUGCGCCAAAUCCUCAGUCGACGACGAUGGGUGGUGCCUCCACGUCAAUGCCGGUGGUCGCACCUUCUGGUCCCAUCCACGAUCCUCCGUGUGUUGCGAUUGGUACUGGUAGUGUGCCUGUUGGUGUUCCCGAUUUUGACUAUGAGGUUGGACCGGAUCGUGUUGAAAAUGCCAUGCGAAAUGAUGAUUCAGCGGAUGAGCCGGUCAACAUUGUUGGUGACAGUGAGGAUGAUAUUCCGAGCACCACACAUACACCCCAAGGAGCACCGGGUUCCGGCACACAGCAAUAUCCUCCACACUUGUCAGCGUUGAUCUUGGAAGCCAUUGGCGAACAGCGAGAGAUGGGGGAGACGUAUGUGGGUCAGGGUUUGCAUGAUGUAACCGGUCUGACUGAAUUUCGUCUUGGCCAAUCUUUCCAGAGUAAGGAGGAAGCCGUGCUGAGUGUGAAGGAUUACAGCAUCCGGCGUGGAGUUGAGUACAAGGUGAUGGAAUCGGACACAUGCAUCGAUACAACCACGCCAACGCGGAAGAUCCCCAACUAUAACUCCCCAUGUCAUCAAGAUUCACCACAAAGGGCAACCACCGAAUAUGAACCCGGUUCGCACUCUUGUCCCCAAAUAACUGAGUGGAUAACAACAUCAUGA